AUGGGAGACUUCGAUUCCAAUCCAACACUACUAAUCGAUCGGAAUCCCAUCCAGCCGCCACUUCCUGAAGGAAGAAGCUAUGAGAUUUCACCGGAGAUCAUUGGUUUGUGCAGGAGGUGCACCCAAGAGUACUUAAAGUGCAAACUAUUCUCUUUCACUUUGACAGGGAAGGCUUUGCGCUGGGUUAAGUCUCUUCCAGCUCAAUCCAUAACCACAUGGAAAGAGUAUAAGGUGGCAUUCCUAGGUCACUUUUUCACAAAGCAGAGAGCAAACUUGUUGAGAGAAAAGAUCUCUAGUUUCCAACAAGGGCCGGUGGAGCCUUUUCAUGAAGCAUUGGAGCGCUUCAAGGACUAUACAAGAGAGUGUCCUAACCAUGGGCUAUCUGAGGGCAGUCUAUGGAACAUUUUCUACAGAGGAAUAAGUGGGAAGUGUAGAUUUUCUCUUGAUACAGCCAGCAAUGGAAAUUUCAUGACCAAGACAGUUACUGAAGCAAAGAUUUUGAUUGAAAAUCUAGCCUCAAGCGACAGUGACAACUUCAUUGGCAUGAGAGAGCAGUGA
Molecule: messenger RNA, 558 nt
Organism: Microthlaspi erraticum
Lineage: Eukaryota; Viridiplantae; Streptophyta; Magnoliopsida; Brassicales; Brassicaceae
Source: the annotation of a GenBank genome assembly